AUGUUAUUUGAAGGUCCACUUAGUAAGUGGACAAAUGUUAUUCAUGGUUGGCAAUAUCGAUUUUUUGUUCUUGAUCCUACACAAGGAAUGCUUAUUUAUUAUACAUCCAAAGAAAAUAUGGUCAAAGGUGAACAACGUGGUGUGGUUUUAUUAAAGGAUGCACAUUUAGGUAUUGAUUCAGAAGAUGAUAGUACAUUUACAAUACGAUCAAAUGGUAAAACAUUCCAUUUUCAAGCUCGUGAUGCUGAAGAAAGACAAAAAUGGAUAUCAAAUCUUGAAGACGCUAUUUCUCUUAAUACAUUUAAUACAGAUAAUUUAACACGUUCAAAUAAAACAAUAUUUCAACGUAAAAUUACAGAAGCAGACGCUUAUUUACAAAUAUUAAUUGAUCAAGUUAAUGAAUUAGAACAACUUAGUAAUCAAGUACAAGAUAGUAAAGAACGAGAAUGUUAUAAUCGUGUUGUUUUAUCUGCUAAAAGAUUAAUCGAAGCUGUUAAAUAUUCUAUUUUAUCACUUCAAUUAGCAAAAGUACAUAUGGAUUCACCUAAUGAUACAAAAACUGAUGUUGAUUAUCGAACUUUAUUAUCAGAUAUGAAUAUUAAUAAAGGUGAUGAAAUUCCUAAUAAUGAAAUAUCGUUAAAUAUUGCUCAAACAAUAUUACCAAAUGAAAAAAUUAUCGAAGAUAAUAAUUUAAUUGAAUCUUUAGAUUUUCAUACAGCUGUAAAAACUGUUCGAAAAAAAUUUCCUAUAUCAUCAUAUUCAAGUAGUGAUGAUGAUAAUGAUUUUUAUGAUGCUGAUGAAUCAAUUGAUGCAUCAGUUUUUGCAACAUCUUCAAAUCAACAAAUAGAUGAAAAAAUAACAAUAAAUGAAACAUCUCUUACAAAUGAAUCACAAAUACCAUUUGAAAUUUAUGAAGCUGCUUAUGAAGAAGGACUAGAAGAAGAUCUUGCACCUAUUGAUGGAACUAUUAUUUCACAUUUAAUCUCUCAAGCUCGUAUAUCAAUGGAUUUAACAAAAAUAACAUUACCAACAUUUAUUCUUGAACGACGUUCUUUUCUUGAAAUGCUUGCUGAUUUUCUUGCUCAUCCUGAUGAAUUUGUUAAUAUAACUGAUUAUCAAACAUCACGUGAACGUUUUAUUCAAGUUGUUAAAUGGUAUUUAUCAGCAUUUCAUGCUGGACGAAAAAGUUCUGUAGCUAAAAAACCAUAUAAUCCAAUACUUGGUGAAACAUUUCAAUGUUUAUAUGAUAUUGGUUCAUCAUCUUCAAAUACAACAUUAGCAAAAGAUGGUCCUGUUUCAUGGGCAUUAGAUAAUAAUGUUACUUUUAUUGCUGAACAAACAUCUCAUCAUCCUCCAAUUGCUUCUUUUUAUGCUGAAUGUCCGGCAAAACAUAUUCAAAUAGAUGGAUGUCUAUGGACAAAAUCAAAAUUUCUUGGUCUAUCUGUUGCUGUGCAUAUGAUUGGUGAUGCAACAUUAACAUUACUUGAUCAUGAUGAACGUUAUGUUAUAACAUUUCCAAGUGCUUAUGGACGAUCGAUUCUUGGUGUACCUUGGUUUGAAAUGGGUGGUAAAAUAAGCAUUGAUUGUGAAAAAACAGGAUAUUCAGCAAAUAUUGAAUUUUUAACAAAACCAUUUUAUAAUGGAAAGAAACAUCAAAUACUUGGUACUUUAUAUGGUCCAGAUAAGAAAGAAUUUUGUAAAAUAGAUGGUGAAUGGAAUGGUGUAAUGAAUGCUAAAUAUAGUGAUAGUAAAAUAUCGGAAGUUUUUUUUGAUACAAAAAAAACCGCAGUUAUUAAAAAAAUUGUUCGGCCAAUUGCUGAACAAGGUGAAUAUGAAAGUCGUCGUCUAUGGAAAGAUGUAACUUAUUAUCUUAAAUCUAAACAACUUAAUAAAGCAACUGCAGCAAAAACAUUUCUUGAACAACGACAACGUGAAGAAGCAAAAGAACGUAAUGAAAAAUCAAUUAAAUGGCAAACAAAAUAUUUUACUGAAUCGGGUGAAUUAAAAUGGACAUAUGAAAAUAAAUUAAUUAAACGUUUAAAACAAUAA
Messenger RNA from Rotaria sp. Silwood1, 2049 nucleotides. Lineage: Eukaryota; Metazoa; Rotifera; Eurotatoria; Philodinida; Philodinidae. The record is from the annotation of a GenBank genome assembly.